Akanthomyces muscarius is the source of this 1116-nucleotide messenger RNA. RefSeq lists its product as uncharacterized. The record is from RefSeq and is a predicted model, not a curated record. The transcript has 2 exons. Lineage: Eukaryota; Fungi; Ascomycota; Sordariomycetes; Hypocreales; Cordycipitaceae. Bases 1 to 1116 code for a protein of 371 amino acids.
AUGGCGGACGCUUCGUGCAGCGGCGGAACGCCUUUCAAGCAACUUACGGACCAUCAGUCGCGCGAUGUCAGCCAUCAUCAAGACCGUCUGGUCAACGGCAACCAACCCCGCGGAGCUUUCCGAUCGAGACCGCAGAACAUGGCGCAAGGGCCUCAGGAGUUUGACGCAUUUAUGGGUACACCUGCGGGACUGCCGGGCAUGCACCACGAUCCUGCCGGCCGACUCGCUGCUCAUGCCGCUGCCUUGAAUCCCGCGCAAGCCGCAGCGAGUGCCUUUGGCCCCUCUGUCGCCCCCGAGCUCACAUACCAAGCCCACUCUCCUGCUCCCGCCAUGAACAGCAACUGGGCUGCCGACUUUUCCAAGUUUGCCGCGCAGCAGCCGCAGCAUCAGCAACAACCGCAGCAACAACGGGGCCCCAUGUUUGCCGGCGCCGCCAACCCCAUGCAAAUGAACUUUCAGAGCGCCUUUUCACCGCAGCAGACGAGCUUCUCACCCUUUUUCGCACCCGCUGGUGGCGCCUAUGCCCAGCCGCAGCAGCAGCAGGCCGUGGCCGGCGAGGCCGACUUUGACCAGGAAAUGGCCAAGUGGAUGGCCAGCAACACGGCGACCGGCAACAUGGAGCAGGUGGACGCCGCCAUGGAGCAGAUGGCGCGUGAGCUCGAGCUCAACGAGCAGGCGCUUGCGCAAGAUCAGAGUGCUGCCACAGCAAAGGACGCGCAAGACGAGAGGCACUUCUCGGACCUCGGCGUCCCGGAGCUCAACAACCUGACGCUGGAGAACCGCGAGGCGCCCACCGUCACCCCGCCGGAACCCCUGCAGGAAGAGAACACGGUGGCUGACAUGCUGGCCGACGACGCGCGGAACAAGUCGGCCGUCUCGGAGGCGGCGGAGCGACUGCUCGAGUCGGUGCAGCACGAGAGCGGCGAAAAGUGGCAAAACUCAGUCUUCCUCGCGCUGAUGCGUGACUUCCGUGACGGGAAGAAGGACAUUGUCGGCAACGAAGUGCAGGAGACGGACGGCACAGAAGGCCCCUCGGGUGAGGGCGCUGCUACCGCCGCCGCCGCGUCGGCGGACAACGAGGCGGCCCCGGCAGCCCCGGCAGCCCCGGCAACGUGA